AUGGACGGAAGAGUUGAUGCUAUGGCUAAGACUACUCAUGAGAAGUUAAUGGACGAAGCUAAAUUCUUUGAGGAGUUCCAACAAAAAAUGAUAGAUUAUAUUAAGGAAGUGGAGUCAGAGGUGGAGAGGGUGGGCAAGAAGGUGGAGAGGCUGGGCGUGGGCAACACUGGUUGUAAUUUUUCAAAGCAAUACCUUGAAUUCAGGGUACACGAAUUGAGUUCGACAAAGCAUCACCUUGAUAUCAUCACAAACUGUUUGAAUCGGACGAGGGAACAAAUUGCCACUCAUCAUGACUACUACGUGCUGCCGCCGCCGUCGCCAACCGAGGAGGAGGAGGAGGACUCUUCUUCUACUUGUAGCAAGCAGCACUAG
Messenger RNA from Prunus armeniaca (apricot), 372 nucleotides. The record is from the annotation of a GenBank genome assembly. NCBI's taxonomy places the organism in Eukaryota, Viridiplantae, Streptophyta, Magnoliopsida, Rosales, Rosaceae.